Molecule: messenger RNA, 1452 nt
Organism: Schistocerca serialis cubense
Lineage: Eukaryota; Metazoa; Arthropoda; Insecta; Orthoptera; Acrididae
Product: myrosinase 1-like
Exons: 12
Coding region: 1-1452 (483 amino acids)
Biological process (GO): carbohydrate metabolic process
Molecular function (GO): beta-glucosidase activity
Source: RefSeq, a predicted model, not a curated record
AUGUUGGCAGCCAUCUUCUUUGCAGCUUUGGUGGCUGUCGGCUCCACGCAAUCGACAGAUAACAAAUUCCCGAAUGGCUUCUUUAUGGGAUGUGCAACGGCUUCCUACCAGAUAGAGGGAGCGUGGAACGAAGAUGGCAAGGGAGAGAAUAUCUGGGACCACAUGUUUCACGAGCAUCCGGAAUACGGAACAAACGGCGACAAUGGGGACGUGGCCUGUGAUUCUUACCACAAGUACAAGGAGGAUGUGCAGAUGCUGAAGGCUCUAAAUGUGGACGUGUACCGCUUCUCUAUCUCCUGGCCUCGCAUCUUGCCGACUGGAGAUGUGGACAUUAUCAACCAGCCGGGCAUCGACUACUACAAUAACCUCAUCAACGAACUCCUCGACAACGGCAUCCAACCCAUGGUGACAAUGUACCACUGGGAUCUGCCACAAGCGCUGCAGUACAUUGGCGGCUGGACCAACGGCCUGAUGGCAGACUACUUCGUGGAGUACGCCAGGGUGCUGUUUGACAAUUUCGGUGACAGGGUGAAGUGGUGGAUCACUUUCAACGAGCCGGAGGCGUUCGUGCGGGGCUACGCGAACGAAGGCUGGGCGCCCUCGCAGCCUGCGCCUGGCAUCGGCGACUACCUGGCGGCGCACACCCUGCUCAAGGCGCACGGGCGCGUCUACCGGCUGUACGACCAGCAGUACAGGGCGGCGCAGAACGGCAGUGUUGGAAUUACAUUGAAUAUCCAAGGAAGCGAGCCGCUUACGAAUUCGACAGAAGACACUGAAGCUGCCGAGAGAUACCAGCAAUUUGAGGCAGGACUCUAUGCUCAUCCCAUCUUCAGUCAAGAGGGCGACUACCCGGCAGUGAUGCGUGAGAGAGUAGAUGCCAACAGUGAGGAGGAGGGCCGACCUCGUUCGAGGUUGCCGAGUUUCACGCAGGAGGAAGUAGAAUACAUCAGAGGAUCAGCCGACUUCUUCGGGCUGAUCACUACAGAACUAAAUCGGCACCUCAUCACCGAAGAUUACAAGUCCUGGAAACGUACAUCACAAUGUCACACGCCCAGGAGGAAAGGGGGUCGAUAUGCAAUACUUAUAAAAUUUUAUUCUUGGGGCUUCCGGAAUUUACUGAACUGGAUUGUGAACGAAUAUCCCGGCUAUCGUAUUAUUGUGACUGAAAACGGAAUCGGAAACACCGGUGGACUAAAUGACACAGAUAGGAUACAAUAUUACACGGAUUAUCUAACAGCUCUCCGGCAAGCCGUGAAUAUUGAUGGAGUGCCAGUAAUUGGUUACACUGCAUGGAGUCUCAUGGACAACCUAGAAUGGACAUCCGGAUUCACGAAGAAAUUCGGAUUGUACGAGGUGGACUUCAACAGUCCAAACCGAACGAGAACUCCGAAGGAUUCGGCGACAUUCAUGGCGGAUAUCUUUCUUAGCAAACAGGUGCCUGAACUGAGCUGA